AUUACAGUCAGAUACAGGUCACUUGUACUUAUGAAUGUGAACCGUCAAGAUAGACAAAUCCGAUCUGAGCAAAAAAUCGGAAUUGAACAAUGUGGCUGGCAGUGUGAACGUAGCCUUUGAUAGUCGCGGCUGGGCAAGAAAGACAUUUUUUCCAUCACUCGAACUUCUGUUCUUGAGUAUUGGAACUGAACUUGGAGAAUGGGAGAUUUUAUCAAACGGGUACAUGAGAACACAAAAACGGUGAAGUAUGCAUAUUGAUAAACAAUCCUUUUCUCCCCCCUUCCCUGCUUCAGGGAAAGCCAGGUCAAUUGUCUUCCGCAUGCAGUAAUAAUUGACUGCCAUCUGGAUGUUGUUGGGCUAUUGUCGCUGCCCAACCCCCGGCAGGCAGUGCUUACUCUAAGCCCUGCACUGCCAACACCACCAUGAAUCUUCCAGGGCUCUGCUGUCACAAAGGGUUAUAGAAUUAAUAUAAACCACAAGAAAAGCUCAUAGGAGAGGAGUUUGAGGACAAAACCACAAAGAGACCAAUUUUAUAAUUUUCUACCUUUUUAUACACUUUUGACAAUAGCUAACGUGAUUCUGUUAACCAAUAAUGAGACCACAACCCCUUCUAAUGGUAACAUAGGACACGGUUCCCCUCAACAGUGCAGCAAAAAUCUUUGCUGUUUCAGCUGAAUCCCUGAUGUGAGUUCAGACAUAAACUCACUUAACACCUGAAACAUCAACACGUUUUUUGUUGUAGUGAGGAUGAGCCAUGCUUUUGAUCUGGUCAAACAGUGGGGACAUUAGAUUGCAUGUGAUCCAAAUCGGUUUGUAAUUCUAUAGUUAAAUUUUUAUUAAACACAAUGUAAAUGAAGUUGAAAUUAACUGUAGGAAAUUAGUUUUUAAAAUGGAGUUCUGUUUCAAUAUACUGCUGUAACAAAGUAAGAAAUGAGCUGUUUGAAUUAAUGCACUGUUUUUAAAAUGUAAAAAGUUAGUAAUUAUGCUUCAAACAUGUUUUGUAUGAAAUGUGACUUAAAAAGUACACACUUACUUGCUGUUGAAAAAAUAGUAAACCUUUAUUCAAAUCUGAUUUGUUACACAAAAAUAACCCAAUGAGUCCAUUUAGCUUUAUUCAACAUUUCUUAUAUCAAUGACAUCAAAACAAGAUAUUUGAUUAAUUGAAGGACGUAGCAAGGGCGUAGAUUUGAGUGUGGGAGGUAGGGACAUAUCCCUACCAAUAUUGUAGGAAUACCUUGUGCGUUUAGGUGGCCAGGAGGUUGGAGGCUGAUUUGGUCCCUACAAAUGCUGAUAACAAACCUACAGCCUUGCGUGAGAUUUGGAGGUGCUUGCAUACAUGCACUGUGAACAACAUAUACAUAUGUUUUCAAAGCACUUAAUUAAAGCACUGAAACUCCCCUCAGACACACUCAUACUUGAAAUGUUACAUUAAUAUUGUUUUUUUUUUUUCACUUUUUCUGGUCUCUUCCAUUGUAAUACUUAUUGUCACCUGCAUUAUUCUAUAAAUAUCCUUCACAUUCAAGUUGUUUGACUUGUCAUUAUAUGUUAAAUAAUUUAAUAAACAAACAAAUAAAUAAAUAACUUUAAACAUGAUUUAAAUAGUGAAAUCCUUUUCACCUGUUGAAGGAUGUUGAAUGAUUUUUAAUUUUUUUUUGAGGUGUAAGAAGGAAAAAGCAACACGUUGACAUUUUUAGCUGACCAGUAAGACGUCCUGCACUUGUUUGAUUGCUUUGGUGUUAGAAUGACCAAAACACUGACCUACCCACAGCCCUACCCCGCCAGAGAAUUGAGCUGACCUUUGAUGAGACCUAUUACAUUGAGCCUUCUUUCGAGUGCCGCUUCGACUACAUUGAGGUACGGGAUGGUCCCUUCGGUUUCUCUCCUCUCAUCAACCGCUUCUGUGGACCCAGCAGUCCUGGCAUGGUCAGAUCCACAGGGCGCUUCAUGUGGAUCAAGUUCAGUAGUGAUGAGGAACUGGAAGGGCUCGGUUUUCGAGUCAAAUAUGCCUUCAUAGCAGACCCUGACUUUCGUCUACACGUUGGGGAUCUCUUUAGCCCAAUUCCUGAUUGUCAGUUUGAACUUAUGGGCUCUGAUGGAGUUAUCCACUCCAGUCAGGUGGAAGAGGAAGCAAAGAUUAAAUCUGGCAGUGCAGUAGACUGCAUCUGGACUGUGCGUGCCCCUCCUAAAUCCAAGAUCUAUCUUCGUUUUAUGGAGUACCAGAUGGAACACUCAAAUGAGUGCAAGAAAAAUUUUGUGGCAGUGUAUGAUGGUAGCAGUGCCAUUGAAAACCUGAAGGCCAAGUUCUGCAGCACUAUCGCCAAUGAUAUCAUGCUGGACAACGGUGUGGCUGUGGUCCGCAUGUGGGCGGAUGAGAACAGUCGACUCAGUCGAUUCCGGAUGCUUUUCACUUCAUUUGUUGAACCUCCUUGUUCAGAUGAUACUUUUUUUUGCCACAGCAAUAUGUGCAUCAAUAACUCUCUUGUUUGCAAUGGAGUUCAGAACUGUGUGUAUCCCUGGGAUGAAAACCAGUGCAGAGAAAAGUCCGGCAGCCUUUUAAAUCAGAUCAUCCGGGCACGUGGGACUGUCAUUGGAGUGUCGGCUGGCAUUGUCUUGGUGCUGCUUGUUAUUUCCAUCGUGGUGCAAAUGAAGCAACCACGCAAGAAAAUAUUAUCCCGCAAGCCUCCAUUGAAUAAGGCAGGCUUCCAGGAGGUUUUUAACCCACCUCAUUACAAUCUUUUCUCUUUGCGGGACAAGGAGAUGUCCUCAGACCUGGCAGACCUAUCAGAUGACCUGGAGAGCUACCAUAAGCUGCGGCAUAACUCUGUAGCCUCGCGAUGCAUCCAUGAGCACCACUGCGGCUCACUGGCCUCCAGCCUUAAGCCAAGCCAGGCCGACCUUAGCUCCAUGGAGCUGUUAUACCAUAAUGACUUCUCACAAUCACAAACCCUGCGGACACUCAAUAGCACCUAUAAGAAGAGCUGUUGUGUCUACAAACAGGCUCAUGACUGUGCAGAGAAUGUCAUUGAGGAUCGUGUGUUGGAGGAGAUCCCUUGUGAGAUCUACAUGCAUGGCAACAAAAGAGCUGCUAGUAGUAAACAUUGUAUUUCCAUGGACUUUUAGAAGAAACAAGUCCAGAUGCUCACCUUUCUUACUGGUCAAAUGACAGAGAAUCUCAUACAAUAAACUGUAGAGUCUGUCUCAUUCAUUUAAAUGCAGUACAAUGAUGUUAGGGUCAUUAAUAAUUAAACUGGCCUCUUUGUGUAUAAAAGAUUUUUGUCUUGCGUUGUUAGAAUCAGUUCCAUCUGUUUGCCUGAUUUUAAUAAUAUGUUUUUGUGAUGCUAUUAUAGUGAACAAGACUGCUUCACAUAUUGCUCCUUGCAAUAAGUGGUCUCAAAAUUACAAAAAACACUUACAGUAUGGUAGGACAGUUGUCUAUUGUUAUCACAUACAUUUAUCUCUCUUGUUUUAUUUCAGUUAUUAAAUUAUGUUUGACUAUAAAAGGUGUUUUAAUCUGUUUGUCAUUAUGUCAUGUAUGAUCUGUAAAUGGAAGUACGUUUUACAACUUAAAGUUAUUCAAAGAAAGUUCCUCACAUAAACUUUCUUGAAAAACACA
Messenger RNA from Paramormyrops kingsleyae, 3613 nucleotides. Lineage: Eukaryota; Metazoa; Chordata; Actinopteri; Osteoglossiformes; Mormyridae. The record is from RefSeq and is a predicted model, not a curated record.